Messenger RNA from Lepidothrix coronata (blue-crowned manakin), 4542 nucleotides. RefSeq names its product SH3 and PX domains 2A (gene SH3PXD2A). Gene Ontology annotation, biological process: superoxide anion generation. The record is from RefSeq and is a predicted model, not a curated record. The transcript is spliced from 8 exons. Gene Ontology annotation, molecular function: protein binding; superoxide-generating NADPH oxidase activator activity. Bases 1 to 2748 code for a protein of 915 amino acids. NCBI's taxonomy places the organism in Eukaryota, Metazoa, Chordata, Aves, Passeriformes, Pipridae.
AUGGCGCUGGAUUUGGUUGAAUUACUUGUCUGUUGGUGGUUUGUGAGCACAGCAGAGGAGCAGGGAUGGGUCCCUGCUACAUACCUGGAAUCCCAGAAUGGAACCAGAGAUGACUCUGACAUCAACACAUCUAAAUUUGGGGAAGUUUCUAAGCGACGCAAGGCUCACCUGAGACGCCUGGACCGGCGAUGGACGCUGGGCGGGAUAGUCAACAGGCAGCAGAGUCGAGAAGAGAAAUAUGUCACUAUCCAGCCGUACGCCAGCCAGGGGAAGGAUGAGAUUGGGUUCGAGAAAGGGGUCACCGUGGAGGUCAUCCAAAAGAACCUGGAAGGAUGGUGGUACAUAAGGUAUCUAGGCAAAGAGGGCUGGGCCCCAGCUUCAUAUCUGAAGAAGGCUAAAGAUGAUCUUCCAUCUAGAAAAAAGAACUUAACUGGCCCAGUGGAAAUCAUAGGAAAUAUCAUGGAGAUCAGUAACCUGCUGAACAAGAAAUCAUCCACUGACAAGGAAGCUCAAGUAGAAAAUGAGACUGCAGAAACACAUAUCACCAAGAAGGAAAUCAGUUUGCCCAUCCUGUGCAAUGACUCUAAUGGCAAUGCCAUGAUGACCUCAGACAAGCAGGUUUCCAGACUGGCCCAGGGAUCCCCAGCCAUAGCAAGGAUAGCACCACAAAGAGCUCAAAUAAGUUCUCCAAAUCUAAGAACGAGACCGCCCCCACGAAGAGAAUCCAGUCUGGGUUUUCAGUUACCCAAGCCACCAGAGCCACCCUCUGUGGAAGUGGAAUAUUACACCAUUGCAGAGUUCCAGUCAUGUAUCUCUGAUGGCAUAAGCUUUCGUGGAGGACAAAAAGCAGAGGUUAUAGAAAAGAAUUCUGGUGGCUGGUGGUAUGUGCAGAUUGGAGAGAAGGAAGGAUGGGCUCCAGCAUCUUACAUUGACAAGAGGAAGAAGCCGAAUUUAAACAGAAGAACCAGUACUUUAACCCGCCCAAAGGUUCCUCCCCCAGCACCUCCCAGUAAACCAAAAGACUCUGAAGAAGGAACAACUCCGGGAGCAGUUUCUUCAGGAGAUACCCAGGAAUCUCCCCACAAGCUGAAAUAUGAAGAACCUGAGUAUGAUGUGCCUGCUUUUGGCUUUGACUCGGAGUGUGAAGUGAGUGAAAGUCAUCAUGAAGAGGGCACUCCUGAAAAACGACUGUUUCAGCCCCUCAAGCCCUCACCUGUAUCAUCACUUCAGAAAGCAAAGUUCAAAGUAGAAGAGUCUUCAGAAGAAGCUGCUCAUGAAGAAGAGACCAUCUAUGAGAACGAGGGAUUCAGACGUUACGUGGAAGAUGCUUUGUCCAAUAAGGAAUCUAGUGGAGAUUCCGAUUCUCAGAAAAGCUCCUCUCUGUCCUUGGUCCAAAGGAAUUCUCCAUGUUCCAGCUCUCCUAAAUCAUCGCUCAUGAAGCUCAAGACAGACAAAAAUAUCCAGCCCGAUCUUGGAAAAUGUCACUAUUCCAGGAGCGAGGAGACAAAACCAAGGUCAGCUUCAGACGUUGGCUUACGUAGCAUGUCAAGAACAGGCAUGAAGAAGGAGCCUGAGCAGAGUCCUUCCAUUAGAGCAAAGCCAAUUGUUAGGCCCAAACCCUUUCUGAACAAGGCAGAUUCUCAGAGCCAAGAAAAGAUGGAUAUUAGCACUUUAAGGCGUCAGUUGAGGCCAACCGGGCAGCUCAGAGGUGGACUUAAAGGUUCAAGAAGUGAAGAGUCUGCAAGCCCCCCACGCACAGCUUCUGAGAACCAAGAUGACCCUGUUAGGAGAGGCUCAGCUGAUCUCAUCACAGCUCCUUCCCGUGGCAUUUUCUGCUCCAGCCAUACAGCCAAAACUGAGCAAGAAAAUGAUUCCAGAUGUUUCUAUGUGACCACUGACUCAUACCAAAAGGUACAGGAUUCUGAAAUUUGCUUCCCAGCCGGAGUAGAAGUGGAAGUGCUGGAAAAGCAAGCCAGUGGAUGGUGGUACCUGAAGUACGGAGACAUGGAAGGCUGGGCUCCUUCCCAUUAUUUGGCUCUCCCUGAUAACCAGCGAGAAACCACAUCAGCAGAUGCUGAUUCCUCGUUUGCCAGGAACAGGAAAAAUGAAAACAAGUCAAACAGUUUGGAGAAGAUAGAGAAGAGGGUUCAGGCUUUGAACACCAUCAACCAGAGCAAACGUGCAACACCACCCAUCCCAAGCAAACCUCCCGGUGGCUUUUCAAAAGCAUCAGGGCCAGUUAAAAUGAGGAAUGGUGUGAGGCAGCUUGCUGUCCGUCCACAGUCAGUGUUUGUGUCUCCACCACCAAAGGAUAACAACCUGUCAUGCUCCUUGCGCAGAAAUGAGUCUUUAACAGCUACAGACCAACUUAGGGCCGUCCGUCGGAAUUCCUCCUUCAGCAAUGCAUGGUCACAGCCUGGUGACACAAAGGGAAAGCAGCCUGAGCAGCUGGGUACACAGAGCUCUGAGACCACCUCCAACCUCCCUAUGCAGAGGAAUGGGAUCCCUGUGUCCACAGUCAGGCCAAAACCCAUUGAGAAGUCCCAGUUUAUCCACAACAAUCUCAAGGACAUCUAUGUUUCCAUUGCAGACUAUGAAGGAGAUGAGGAGACUGCAGGGUUUCAGGAAGGUGUCUGCAUGGAGGUCCUUGAAAGGAACCCAAAUGGCUGGUGGUACUGCCAGAUCAUGAAUGGUGUGAAGCCAUUCAAAGGCUGGGUGCCCUCAAAUUAUUUGGAAAAAAAGAACUAAUAUUGCAAUAUCUUUAACCUCCCUAAUUUAUACUGUUCCUGCUGUGUACAUGUGGAAAAAACAAUUGCUACACAAAAAGACGUUUCCCUGUGCUCCAGUUUGUACAAAGGAGUCUAUACUGAGGACAAAUCUGCCAUGUUCUGGAGAGGUUUGUGGGGUUUACAUGUUGUAAGCAACUAUGAGGAAGAUGCAGCAUAGUCAAAUGCCUUUUUGUGAAGUUGUUAAUAAUCUUGUAUGUGUAACAGGGUAUGACAUCCCAUCCUUCCCAUUAUUGAUAGGAAACCAAAUGUGUGCCUUUUGUGAGAGAGAAAUACACAUGUAUCUACUUGGGGAGUUCUGUGCCAAACUCUGUUUCACAAUCUUGGCUCCCUUUCUCCUCAUUCUUGUCCAUAUGUGGAAUACCCAAGAAUUUUGAAUGCUUUUUCACAACUUACAGUGAGAAGCAAAUGAAAGUUUCUGAAACAGAGGGACUCUAAUCCUUUGGAGAUGCUCACUUUUUUUUCUUUUUUUUUUUACUAAACAGUUGGUAGGUCCAGAGUUGGAGCCUUUUCACCGCGGAGAGAUUUGGUCUCUGACUUCAGUGUUGUUACUGCUAACUCACCAGAAAAGGCAACCAAGUGAUGUGGGUUGGGGGCUUUUUGUUUCCUGUUGUUCUGUCUUGUUCUUUGAGUUGGGAUUUCAGGUGUUCUAGGGCAGUGAUGCCUACUGGUGCUUGUAAAAACAAACCUACAAACCCCAUGCUUAAGCACGUUGAUUACUUUGUAGGCUCCAUGUUUAGUUCUGUGCCUGACUCCUGCCAGGUGAUCCUGGUUGAUUCUCUUCCCAGAGUUGGGUUUCUCAAAACUUGUCAUAAUAUCAAAGUGUACAAAAGUCCCUUAGGACACUGAAGACAAACCUGUCAAAUGUGUUAAUUCCUGUUUUGCCCUCUCGUCCGAAUCCAAGGGUGCUGACUGCUGGCAGGACCCACCAGGGUAUUAGUGAGAAAUAUCUGUAACCUUCUGCAACAUCAGUGUUUACAGUGAGUAGGGAAAAAAAAAAGCCAUCAAACUCAGUCUGCACAUCCUUAAUUUGUAUAUUUUUGGGGAAUUGUUUUUGUGUUUUGUUUUUGUCUUUUCUGUGCAUUCUGGGUUUACUUUAUUUUCUCUGUGUGUGUGUGUGUAUGUGUGUGUGUGUCUGGUUUUACCAGAAGAGACUUAAAACUGAAGUAGGAGCCAAAUAUGUGUUUCUGUUCCCACUUGAAUCCAAAAAGUACAUUUGUACUGGAAAGUGUGCCUGGGCUUCUCAGGCUCAGAGAUUUAAUAUCAAAGCAAUUAGAUCUACAAUGCAUCUAAUCAGGAAGCUGCCUCCUCUAGUUCCAGUUCUGUUUGCCUUACUUAACUCAUGCUUUGAAACGUGGCACACGGAUGUGGGAAAUGGAAGAGCUGUCCAUUGGAAAAGGCUAGGAAUAUGGAGUUAUUUUAGAGGUAGCCUCGUACUGUAAACAUAAUUGACUGAAUCCCUACUGUACUUAAGGAAGUCAUGCUUUUUCUUUUUUUGUACAGCCUUGUUAAUCACUCAAGAUCAAUAUCUAGUUCCUUUAAAUAAUAGGCAGCCUUGUAAAUCUGUUUUAAGGGGGAGGGGCAGACCAUUUCACUACUGCUUUACACAAAAAAUUACAUGUGCUCUUUUUCCACUAGAGUUUCGUAUUGAUUUGGCUCAGAAGUUAAAGGUUAUAAAGGCUUCAAAAUAACUGGGAUCAAGGGGCUGAGUAAAAUAGCACAAAAAUAUCAUGUUACUGGGGAUGUUUCACUGCCA